AUGAGGACAAGAAGUUCAAGCCUUCUAAAAACGGUCUCGUCCGCAAGAGGGCGCAAGAACAAGAAGUCAAAAUCUGCGCCAGUCGAGGCACCAUUUGCAGAUACAACCUCAGCAGACGCACCUGCAGAAGCUAUUUCAGAAGAAUCCCCACCGGUAGACCCUGCGCCGUCAGACCCUGCACCAGUCGAAUCUGUACCAGCUGAGCCAGCUUCCGAAGAACCUACACUACCUGAGCCUGCGCCAACAGAGGCUGCGCCAGCAGAAUCUCCACCGUCAGACCCUGCACCGUCAGACCCUGCAUUGUCCGACCCUGCAUCAGUCGAAUCUGUACCAGCUGAACCAGCUUCCGAAGAACCUACACCACCUGAGCAUGCGCCAACAGAGGCUACGUCAGCAGAAUCCCCACAGUCAGAUCCUGCGCCGUCAGACCCUGCACCAGCCGAGUCUGUACCAGCUGAGCCAGCUUCCGAAGAAUCUACGCCAGCUGAGCCAGCGCCAGUAGAUGCUGCUCCCACUGAUACUGCAGUAGAAGAAGCUCCUCUAACAGACACUCCAGCAGACACUCCAGCUGAAGACGCCGCAGCCAAAGAAGAACCAUCAGCAGAAGUUCCAGCUAACGAAACCGCCCAAGCGGAGGCAGCUUCAGCAGAAGCAGCGACAGACGCACCUACGACUGAAGAGGUUCCUGCCGAAUCAUCGCCUAGCGAGGACAAGCCGACAGCAGACGAACGCUCUGAGGGGCAGCCAGAUGAGCCUGAACCAAAGCCUGAUAGUACACCUGCUGAGGCUACAUCUGAAGAGCCAAAGUCUGCGGCCGCCGCUGAGCCCGUAAAUGAGGCACAACCAGUCGAAGAAGCUGCUAAGGAAGCUGAGCCGUCUGCUGCUGAAGCACCAGCAGAGGAAGCACCAGCAGAGGAAGCACAAGUAGAGGAAGCUGCCGCAGUUACUGAACCAUCACCAGCUGAGGCAGAGCAAAUUGCGCCGGAUGACCAUGAAAGAAAUGAGCUUGAGCCAGCUGCUGCCGAAGAACCCGCACCAGCAGAGCCCGUACCUCCAGCUGAAGGAGGAGCCGAAGCAGCUGAGGGUGUUGCUGAGCCAGAAGCCGCUCCUGCCGCCGAAGAGACUCCUAAAGACCCACUAACAGAGCCAGAACCGGCACCGUCAACAACGGAAGAGCCUAUAGCCACAGAACCACCGGCAGAGGAAGCUCCGCCGGUCGCUGAAGAGCCAGCUCCGGAGGCACCAACGGAGGAAGGCCAAGCAACGACCGAAGAGCCAGCACCUGACCCACCUGCAGAAGCAGCCCCAGUAAUCGUCGACGCUGCUCCGGAACCCGCAGUAGAAUCAAACCCCGAGGUCAUCGAAAUAGCCCCCGACCCACCCGCAGAAGCAGCUCCGGUAAUCGUCGAGGCCGCUCCAGAAGCCCCAGCAGAAGCGCCCCCCGAGGUCAUCGGAAUAGCACCCAACCCAGCUCCAGCAGCAACGGACAGUGCCAUUCUCGAAGAAGAGGAAGCUGCCGCCGAUGUCGUCGAAAUCGCCCCACCCUCCCCAUCAUCCUCAAAACGCCGCCACCGCUCAGGCUGGGAGCGCGAGCGCCGGCACAGCAAAUCUUCCUCCAAAGGCAGCAUGGAAAUGCCCCUUUUCAACUCCUCGCACAAACGUCGCGAAAGUGACGUCACGAACAGCACCUCCAAGUCUGCGGAAGUUGAAGAACUGCUCAAGCAAGCGAAGGAGAAGCGGUUGAGCAAACAUCAUUCAUCACCACGAAAGCACGGUGAAGGCAGUCUGGCGUCUUCAAGCCGCCCUACAGCGGAGAGGAGAUCCAGUAAUCGGGAUAAAGAGCCCGAAGAUAAAGGCAAAACCGCGGCAUUCCGCCCAAGACUCCUCGACAUGCUCCCCCGCGCCGAAUCCAACACCAGCAUGCUCAUCCGCGUCAACGACGAAAAGAAGGUGUCAUCUAAAAGCUCUUCCGGCUCCACCCCCCGACCCCGUCGUUCGACCACCGCGUCCUCCCCGUCCCGCCGCGAGCGCCAGUCCAAAGCCCGCUCCGCGGACCGCAGACCCAGAGCUAGUACUGACGUUGAUGAAGAGGCGGGGAGGAAAGAGCGGAGGAGGAAGAGGGAGGAGCUGGACAGGGCGGAGGCGGAGACGAAGAGGGAGUUGAGGAAGAAGAGGCGGGAGUUGGAGGAGGCGCAGGAAGCGGCGAGGAGGGCGAGGGAGGGGAGGAGGGAGAGGGAGAGGGAGGAGGAUAGAAGGAGGGUUAGGCCGAGGGAGGGGGUGGCAAGGGGGUUGCUGAGAAGGCUUUUCAGUUGA
This is a messenger RNA of Letharia columbiana, 2313 nucleotides long. RefSeq lists its product as uncharacterized. NCBI's taxonomy places the organism in Eukaryota, Fungi, Ascomycota, Lecanoromycetes, Lecanorales, Parmeliaceae. The coding region runs from base 1 to 2313 and encodes 770 amino acids. The record is from RefSeq and is a predicted model, not a curated record. The transcript has a single exon.